Mya arenaria is the source of this 1395-nucleotide messenger RNA. RefSeq names its product transforming growth factor-beta-induced protein ig-h3-like. Gene Ontology annotation, biological process: cell adhesion; extracellular matrix organization. Gene Ontology annotation, cellular component: extracellular matrix. Bases 1 to 1395 code for a protein of 464 amino acids. The transcript is spliced from 7 exons. Lineage: Eukaryota; Metazoa; Mollusca; Bivalvia; Myida; Myidae. Gene Ontology annotation, molecular function: cell adhesion molecule binding. The record is from RefSeq and is a predicted model, not a curated record.
AUGGCGACGUUUAGGAGGAAUAGAAGAAUUGACUCGAAACUUACAGAGGAAUUACAUGAGGAAGAACUGCGUGAGGAAGAUGACUGGUCUAUUUCGGGAAUGUGCUUAAUAUCUGACGAAAACUUAUUAGUUGUUUGUGAUCGUCCACAGAAGCGUUUAAAACUGUUUGAUAUAGACAACAACAUAAUUAUUAACCAUGUCACUUUAACAAAACAACCUCGCUCCGUCGCGGCCAUUGCUGGUGAUUGCGUGGCAGUCACGAUUCCAGAAGAAUGCAAAAUAUUUACAUACAAAGUAUGUGACCUUAGAUUAAAUAUGCAUAAAAUGCAUAAUUUCUCCGAACACGGAGAAUGUUAUGACCUUGAUUACAUGGAUGGAUACUUGAUUGUUACGUUCUACCCUGUUGAAAACGGACUUGCAGCACUCAUAUGUAAGUAUGAGGAGGAGGAGGUGUUACAGAUCCAGCAAAGAAUUUCUUCGGACGCGAAUCACACGAUAGGCUAUGUGACAUUUGACAGACCGGCUUAUAGAGUCUGUGUGUAUGGGGAAACGAUACCGGAACUAGCGACCAAACUCGGGGCCACGGAGUUAGUGAGGCUUGUUACAGAAGCAGGGUUGGCCCAAACGCUAUCCGGACAAGGACCUUUCACGGUAUUCGGUCCAACAAACGAGGCUUUUGCGAAGCUACCAAAAGCAGUCAUUGAGCAAUUGGAAAAGAACAAACAGCUUUUAGCGGAAGUGCUAAAGUAUCAUGUGGUGUCAGGAACAGUUUAUUCUUCCCAACUGACCAAUGAAAUGACAGCUGACAGUCUGGUGGAAAUAUCUGCGAGCAGAUAUGCCAAAAUACGUUUCAAUAUUUACAAUGAUGGAAAGCUUAUUACUGCAGAGGGAAGCCCAGUUACGCUGCCUAAUCAGAACGCGUCAAAUGGUGUCAUCCACGUGGUAGACAGAGUGCUGUACCCUUUCCCAUUCACAGACAUUCCAGGACUUGUCACUCAACAAAUAGAGCGAUUUUCAACACUUCUAACAGCUGUGGAGGUGGCAAACCUAGCAAACACCCUGGCUGGUGGCCCCUUCACACUCUUUGCUCCAACAAACGCCGCUUUUGCCAAGAUACCGACUGAUGUAUUGAACAAACUGUUGGCUAACGUAACGGCACUCGCUGACGUUUUGAAAUACCACCUUGUCAGUGGCACGUACUGGAGCGCCAGUCUGUCCAAUGAUAUGAUGCCCAAAACUGUCCAGGGAGAGCCUGUCACCAUUAAAAUUGAAGACUCCAAGGUUAUGGUAAAUGACGCCACAGUCCAAGAAGCCGACGUUCCAGUUACAAAUGGCGUCAUUCACGUUAUAGACACGGUCCUCAUGCCGCCCAUGUUUGACUCGACCAUUUACUAG